AUGGCCCGAGAACCAAAAUCAUAUCAUCGCCAUUUUGGCAUCUACAUUCUUUCAGAGAAAAAGAAAAUGCAUCCAAAUCAAGUAGAUAACCCACCGCUACCCCCUCCUGUCGUCGGGGCCCACCCACCCAGCGUCCAAAUACAACCUCUCCAAAACGCCCCGACAAGCCUCAAAAGCUUCACAAUCGCCCUUCCAACCCCAAUUGCCGCAUACAUCUUCUCCACAGCCGCGUGCCAGCCCCGCGGCAUCUCUACGCCGGCCCGCCCUCGAUGCCGCAAGCAGCAAAGACGCCGAGACGAACUGGAUCCGCAUCUGCAUCCACCACCCAAGAGCCAUACCCAGCUAAGCAAAGACACUGAGCAGAUAUAA
Messenger RNA from Aspergillus calidoustus, 369 nucleotides. NCBI's taxonomy places the organism in Eukaryota, Fungi, Ascomycota, Eurotiomycetes, Eurotiales, Aspergillaceae. The record is from the annotation of a GenBank genome assembly.